CGCCUUUGCCUUUGCCUCUGCCCACUUUCCUCCUGCUCCCUCCCCACUCUCGCUCCGUCCCUCCUCGUCUGCCUCAACCAUCUCUUUCUCGCUCUUCCUCUCUCUCUCUCUCUCUCUCUCUCUUCUUGCGUGUCUUGUCCCCUGCGCUCGGCGGUCCUCCUCUCUCUGACUGACUGCUGGGUGGGGGCCUUCGCUCGUUUACCCUGGUGGUGUCUUCUCUUCAUCCUGUCCUUCCUUCCUGCCUGCCUGCCCUCUUGCCUUGCCUUGCCUUGCCUUGCAUUCCUUUCCUUUCCUUUCCUUCCAUCCCCUUGGCUUCCUGCCUUUCGCAUCGUGCCUGUGCUCUCGAGAGCUCUGCGCUUCCUCAUUCUGCUCCUCGUCUCUCGAUUGCCAUGGUGUCUUGGUCUCCGUUCUGCGAUCGCUCGUAAACGUCUGGGCAAGCCUAGAUCGAUCGUGGACGAUUGAUCCGGAAGGAUAUGUCUUCUCGUAUGGUCGAAAGAUUAUGAAGAUUUACAAGGUUACCAGGAAACAUGUAGUACACGUGCAGAUAACGUAUAUUCACUAGAACUCUGUCAAUUUCAUUUGCAGCCUAGGUUUUGUUGAUUACAUGGAAAGGCGAUUGGCUGAACGCCCUCUAGUUUUCUCAUCUCUCUUUAAGAGGUUGUUGAACAACAAUUUUGAGUAGGACUGUAUUGAUUCGAAGAAUCACCUAAUCAAGGUUGUCAGUUGCGUAUUAGAUAUAUGAUGCCCGUACCCACUCCCGGCCAUCUAGUUGUGGACGAGCCGGAAACGUAAUCCUGCUAAUACGGAGCUAGAUACUCAGUUACUGAGGUGUUUGGGUACUAUAUGAGAGAGUUGAGGAGGAAAUGCCAUUGGUGGAAAGUGUUGCAGUAGGGCCAAGCCCUGGGCCACUACCAUUUUCUGCUAUUGCUGCUAGUUCUAGGAAAGAAAAGAAAAAGCAAGCUAAGGAAGAACGAGAUCGUUUGAAGCAGGCCGAGAAGAAAAAGCGACGCCUUGAAAAGGCUCUUGCCACUGCCGCGGCUAUUCGAACAGAGUUAGAGAAGAAAAAACAGAGACGGAAAGAGGAGGAACAGCGGUUGGAUGAGGAAGGCGCGGCUCUAGCUGAGGCAGUUGCAUUGCAAGUUCUCGUCGAUGAAGACUCCGAUGGGGUUGCCAGAUUUGGGGCUCCCAGGGAUGGCGAGAGGAAGGCUGCCAGGGAAGAAGAAGACAAGACCAUGAUACCUGCGGACAAGGUUGGAGAGGAGACAGGAAGUGCUGGCCCUUGUCUAGGAGUGCGCAGAAGAGAAAAUGUUCAACAUAAUGGACUUAAGAGGCAUGGUAGCUUCAAAUAUUCUGUUGAUGCCGAAGGCACUCACAGGGCUCCUCAUGACAGAGAGAUGGAGUGGAAUGCCACGGAUUGGGAUGCCUCUGAAGAGGGUGCGGAGCUUAGUGGCAGAGAGGACAUGGGGAUAGAGGGAGAACUAGUUGAAGGAGAAGAGGGGCGAACAUGGGAGGUCUAUAGUACCGCCGAAGAGAAGGCCCGAGCGAGCAAUGAGAGGGCAAGAGCAGCAGAGAUGGCCGCCGGAUUGGCUGCAGCGCAAGCAGUUGCUGCCCUCCGAAUUGCAGAAGAAGCCAGAGCAGAAGCAGAGGCUGCAAAGAAGGCUGCGGAAGCUGCAAUGAAUGAGGCCCUGGAUCGACGAGAUUCGCAACUCAAGCCAGAAUUCCUUGAUGAGAGCAAAGCGCAACCAAGAAGCGUGGAGAAGGAGAGGGAUGAGCUAAAAGCACGACUGGAGGAAACAGAACGAAAGCUGAAGGAAAAAACGCUACGAGUAUCGGAACUUGAGCAUAAUCUGGAGGAGGUGACCCAGUACUUUCUGGAAUUCAAGGCCAUGAUCGAAGGCUCCAAAGGUGAGACACUUGCAAUUUGCGAUGGCUCUAAGGAGAAUGGUGGGAGUUCUGAGAGGGAUUCUGAUUCCACACCGGCAGAGUCCUCUGGUGGAACUGUUGAUGAAUGACUGCUUUUAGAAUGAGAUGGUGUGAGAGUGGCGGUGAAAAUGUUUCGCAGAAAAUGAUACAGCCUAGCAUGGCUGCUGAUACUGCAUGUGCUCUUUCACUGCCUUGUUAUCACAUUUGUUAAGUAGAUUGCUAAGAAUAUUCUUUCAUAUUUUUUCAAGCUUCAAAGCUUGAAGUCAACUAUGGGAUUGCAUCUAGGACCAUCUAACUCUUCAAAGUUGUGGAAAGAGGUCUUGGUAGGGCAUGAAGUGUAGUAUAUUGUAACAAGUCUUUGGGCAAACUUGAACUCUGCUGCUGAAAAUUCAUUCAGGAGCACCAGCUUUAUCCGCAAUACAAAAAUUGAGUAAAGCAGGGUACCUUGUAAGUUUGUCUUUAUUUGCCAAUAUUUGUGAUCUGAGUCAGAAAUAUGUACGCUCUCCGAAUCCUUGGAAUAUGUCCGCAAGUUUUUACUGCGGUGUUCUUUUUCUCU
Messenger RNA from Marchantia polymorpha subsp. ruderalis, 2479 nucleotides. The record is from the annotation of a GenBank genome assembly. Lineage: Eukaryota; Viridiplantae; Streptophyta; Marchantiopsida; Marchantiales; Marchantiaceae.